Messenger RNA from Photinus pyralis (common eastern firefly), 1407 nucleotides. Its product is annotated as DNA polymerase delta subunit 3-like. NCBI's taxonomy places the organism in Eukaryota, Metazoa, Arthropoda, Insecta, Coleoptera, Lampyridae. Gene Ontology annotation, molecular function: DNA-directed DNA polymerase activity. Gene Ontology annotation, biological process: DNA strand elongation involved in DNA replication; DNA synthesis involved in UV-damage excision repair; DNA replication. The coding region runs from base 62 to 1291 and encodes 409 amino acids. The transcript is spliced from 6 exons. The record is from RefSeq and is a predicted model, not a curated record. Gene Ontology annotation, cellular component: delta DNA polymerase complex; nucleus.
CCUACUUGUUUUGAUUUUGACUUUUGAGUGAGGUUAUGUUAACCUUGGCGGGAAUUAUUGCAUGAAUAUGGACACAGAGACCAUAAAUAAUCAUCUCAAAAAGUUAGAAGAACUUGUAAUUGAUGAGGACAAAAUUGUAACCGUUCCGUCACUUUGCACCACAUUCAAUGUCACUGCCAAGGAAUCCAAACUUUUACUCGAUCAAUUCAUUGAAACUAACCGCAAGGCUCAUCCGAGAAGUCUGGCCCUCACUUACAUACUAUCAGGUUUACGUGAGCAUAAGACACCAACGGUAUCAAUUGUCAAAGAAGACAAGCUUGAUGAGAAAAAAGCUUUGUACACAGGGGAGCCUCUUUGCACAAUUUACAGCGUGCAAAAGUGUAAAGAGAUCGAUUUUAAUAGUGUAACUUUAAUCGAUUGUUUUGAUGUUAGUAAGUCGCGUGAGAGUCCUAUAAAAGGUUCAAUAGUUAGUAGUAAUUGUAUUAAACGACAGUUAAAAACCAAACCAGUUGUUACGUCCAUUGUUAAACCGACACCACCUACGAAGGUUCCACCUAAAAUACCUGUUGUUGAGAAUGGGAUUAAGCACAGCCCGAAAUCGGCGAGCGUUAAGCCGGGAUCGUCGCGCAAGGGUUCAAGUGUGGCUGAGCUGUUCAAAAAUGUGGAACCAAAGAGCAAGUCGACCACAGAGGCUACUGACUCAAUUAAAACGGAAACCAGAAACAGUGAAAUUACGAGUAGUAUACAGCACUUAGUCGACAGCGAUGAUGACUCAGAUGUUGUAAAACCAACUCCUGAGCCAACCAGCAGCAAAAAAAGAAAAAGCACAAAGAAGAGCACUAAUUCGAAGCAACGCAAGCGCAUUGUUGUACAGGAAGAAUCCGACGAAGAUAUGUUUGCCAGUGACGAUGAGGAGAAGGAGGAACUGUCUAGGAAGCGUAAAAAUGUGAUAGAAGAUUCUGAGGAAGAUGAACCGGUCGCAAAACCCGAACCUGCACCUAAGAAUAAAAAGCGGAAGCUCGUCGAUAAAACAUUUGAGGAUGAAGAGGGAUACGUUAUUACAAGGAAAGAAUGGGUGGAGGUGAGCGGGUCGGAAGAUGAGGAGAAGGCCGAAGUUGUCAGUGAGAAAGGGGAUGUUGCCAAGGUUGAGGUGAAAAAAGUGGAAGAAAAGAAAGGUGACAAAUCCGAAGUGAAUAAAAAUGAAAAGGCUGUUAAUGGUAAAGCGCAGAAAGGAAAAAAGGCGGUGCCCACGAACCAACCUACUUUGAUGAAUUUUUUUAAAAAGAAAUGAUCUACAUAAUAUCGAUUAAUUUUUUUGUUGUGUUCGUAAAAUAUAAUUCUCAUGUUAAUUAUAGUAUGCAUGUGUCAUUUAUUAGCAAUUAAAUAAAUUCAUUUGUUUAUUUUAUA